Vanrija pseudolonga is the source of this 3896-nucleotide messenger RNA. RefSeq lists its product as uncharacterized. The transcript has 8 exons. NCBI's taxonomy places the organism in Eukaryota, Fungi, Basidiomycota, Tremellomycetes, Trichosporonales, Trichosporonaceae. Bases 315 to 3767 code for a protein of 1150 amino acids. Gene Ontology annotation, molecular function: protein binding. The record is from RefSeq and is a predicted model, not a curated record.
CUCGUCUCUCUCAACUCUACUCCACUACAGCUCCAACUUGCUCCGCGUGCUCCACAGACGACAUCACAAGGUCCAGUUUAGCAUUUCGGUAACAGUCGGUACAGUGCUCGUUUGCGUCUCUCGAUUGGGCCUGGUACGUCAUUUGGCCGCACGAGGUCACACUCUCCCUCGCUCGCUCGCUCGUCCCCCGCACGCACGCCGCCGGGGCAUCCGGAGCUGCGGCGGUGUAGCUCGCCGCACCCACCCACACCCACCCAGCCACUGUUAUUGUGCACCCUCGGUGGCCGCCCCCCCUCUUCCGGCCCCUCGUCACAAUGUCCCAUACUCCAAUCUCGCGCUCUUCCACCCCAUCGCGGCUUCACAACCGAGCGUCAUCAGCAAACAUCAAGCCCAAAGUGCUGCCAUUCCCCGAUCUGGGGUCACGAACGAGCUUCAGUAUGAGCAGAGAGCCAAGCAGGGCAACAUCGCCCAUCGGAUCACCUGGCUUGGCCUCUUCAAGCAAUAAUAGCACAGCAAACAAUAGCAGCAUUGCCAUCGCAUCACAAGGUCAUUAUUUGGCCUCCUCACCAUCAUCCCUCAACGUUACUUAUGCAGACGGCACAACCUCGCCACCAGCAUCCUCGUCGCGUCUAGCGCAAUCAGCAUCGCCCACAAACGCAUCACCACUAGCGCUCGCUACUCCCCGUCCCCUGCGGCCAAGAGCAGCGACAACCUCGGCUCAGGGGUCCACACUCGCCCACCUGCUCAGCAGAAACGAUAGCUUCCCCGGCCCUUCGUCUAGGCCGAGCACGCCAGCUGCAGCGAUGGCGACAACAGCCGUCGCACCUGUUGUCGCCGUCUCACAUACCGCCGCCUCCGCCGCCGCUGGUAGCAGUACUGGUCUGACGGGCAUCCUCAUCUCAAGUUCCCCCGAGCGGUCGGCACCGCCCAACCCACCACCACCACGCGACCCCUCGCCUCCUCGUGCGACACCACGCGAGACACCACGGCCAGCCCCGCCCAUGCCAACCAAGAAGCAGUCCAACCCACCCAACCCCUUACCCGCAUCUAUUGCUGUCACGCCGCCUCCUCCGCCCGGCACUCUUGUCGAGCACCUGCAUCGCUCGUUUAAGAGCGGUGCCUGUGCCGAUGUGCGACUCUGGGUCAGGAAAUGGGGCGUCGGCUGGCAUGUACACAAGAUGGUGCUGGUGCAGGCAGGCUUCUUCCACUCAUUGUUCAUGGGUGCAUUCUCGGAGAAUGCUCCUGCAUCGUUCAAAGCAAAAGGCAAGGCCGAGGCUACGUUAAAGCCGAGCCUGGACGACGACGACUGGGCUGGCGAGGACAUUGAGCUUACCUUUGACGACCCGAACAUCACGCGCGCGGCCUUCGAGAUCUGCCUCUCAAGGCUGUACUCGCCCUAUCCGCUGCUUCACUUCCCGCUGUCGCUUCUGCCGACAGCCGCCCAGCCCCUCACCCCCUCGUACCCUCCGACGACCGAGUUCCCGUCCCUUCAGAGCGCAUACCACAGCAUGGCCCAGAACAAUCACCUCGUUUCGCCGCGUCUGCUUCUUUCGCUCCUCGCGACGGCGACUUACCUUGGGCAGCAGUACUUGCUUCGCGAGGUGCUGGCUAUUGUCCUGCGAACCGUCGGGCCGGCCACAGUUGGCCGUUAUCUCAGCUUUGCUGUCGGCAAUGGCGUCGGCGACGAGGAAUGGGCCGGACAGGACGAUGAGGGUGCCUACGGUCUCGAGACGAUUGCGCGCACGUUAUCCUCUGGCUUCACCGCCCACGCCGAGAGCGACGAAUGGGUCAGUGAGAGUGACGAAGGCGACCUCCCCGAUCUCCCUGGCGCACCGGCUGGCCACCGCAUGUCCACCGACUCCAACGUCGACGAUGUCGUCGCCAAGGUCUCGGACGUGUCGGUUUCGCGCUCGGCGUCGGUUCGCUCCAGCAGCACGCUCCGACCUGGUGGCAGCAGUGUCCUGGUUCAAGUCGAGGAGGAAGGCGACGCCCACGAGCCUCCCCUGCCCCACUUCUACGGCUUCGUCUCCAACAAGCUUGGCGAGGCGUGCGUGUGUUGGUUGUCCCGAUGGGGUCUGGACACGCUCAACAUCGAGGCUUCUCUUCCGGAGACCAUGUCAGACGCGGAUCCCGACACUCCACCUGUGUGGGGCCAAGGCGGCAUUCCUGCCAACUUUGUGGCGGCGCUCUUGUCGUCCGACGCCUUGUUCGUGCCGAAUGAGAUGGAACGAUACCGCAUGGCACGACAAGUCCUUGAUUUGCGUCGCGCAGGCUGGACGGCGUACGCCGAGGAGCAGCCCGACUCGUCCAACGUCUCAGAAGCCGACAGCAUCGAAGGCUGGGAGGAGGACGAGCGCGAGCUGGCCAAGGUCUUUGCCGAGGGCAUUUACUACAGCCACAUGACGUUUGACGACCUCUCCUCCAUCUCGAGCGACGUCGACCCGACCACCGCCCUGCCGUACGCGCCGCUCUCGGUUCUUCAGGCGGCUCACUGGUCUGCGGCGGACCUCAAGAGUCGUGUGCUGAACGAGAAGGUGCCUGCUUCGGUGCUCGAGGGGGAGCUCGGCCUCACGCAGUCGACAUCCGAACUCUGCGCUGUCUACGCUCGUCGCCGUGGAUCGCGUCGCGCAGGCAGCCCGUACGAUUCAGGCAUGCGGAGCAGCAUCUCCUUCUCGUCGCUGUCGCUCGGCGCAAACCGCAACAGCGCAGGCCCGGCAUUCCACCCCGUUCCCUCGGACGACACUCAUCGUAUUGGCGCUGGCGGCCUCUUAUUCUUCGACUCCAAGGUCGCCGCGUCUGCUCCGCUGCCUGGGAUCCCUGGCCUUCCCGACCACGGACCAGAGUGGGGCGACGACACAGCCACCAAGGGCAAGUCCCGCCCACCGCCUCAGAACGAGAGCAGCUUCUUUGGUGUCAUCCGUGGCGCGAAGACUGGCCCCGAGAUCGAGGACAAGUUCCGCGAGGACGGCGGUCUGCUCGUGCCUCUGCCCGGUAUGGACAAGACCAAAGAGGACAAGUGGUCCAAGAUGGAGCCCUUCCGCUUCUCUGUCGAGUUCUGGGGAGUCGACAAGCUGGCCGAGAAGGAGAGGCUGUACUCCCAGACCCACUUCUACGCUGGCAGCUACUUCAACGUCUACGUCUCCACCAUCCGCAAGAAGGACAAGGGUGUACAACUGGGCAUCUACUUGCACCGCCAGUCGCCAACCGAGCCAUUCCCGGUCGUGUCCACGUCACCGGUCGGGGUCACCAACUCUACUGGCGCGACUGGUGUCACAUUUCAUUCGUCUGACGCGCACUCUACCGGCAUCAACUCGGCCGGCACGUCUCCAGACGAGCCAAGCGCGGCUAACCCCAUGGCGUCGACGCUGUCCCUCGUCCCGCCCCAAAUGGCGAGCGUCUACCGCACCAUGUCGAUCUCGCCCCCGCAACUAGGGUCACCUCCGGCCCACCACGACUCGCUUUCCGACGGCGAGGUCCGGACCCAGGCGUCCGGCGGCUAUCUCGACCCGAGGAGAGUCACCAAGGCAUACUUCUCCAUCUCGUGCGCCUCGGCGCUUGGUACCGCUCUUGUUCGGUUCUCGUCCGCACCGGACAGCUUUGCCCUCUCCCAGUCUUGGGGCUGGAAGUCGUCGGCCCUCCGCUCGGAGGAGUACCUCUCUGUCCCUGUUCCAGCGGACAAGGAGGGAGGGGAGAGCACACUCGGCUGGGUCGGCGAGAGCCCCGAGGGCGGCAGCCUCAGAGCCACUGUUGUUGUUGGCAUCAUUUAAAACGCACUCAAGCUUGUUCGGAUUCACGAAAGCUGUUGUACGCGAGCACACGCAUAUACAUUGGGACAUUGGGGUCUCGAGGUUUAGGAUUGUACAUGUAGGCUGACUAUGCAGCACCUCUACUCUGCA